Arabidopsis thaliana (thale cress) is the source of this 978-nucleotide messenger RNA. RefSeq names its product Ubiquitin-conjugating enzyme family protein (gene FUS9). Bases 98 to 646 code for a protein of 182 amino acids. Gene Ontology annotation, cellular component: nucleus. NCBI's taxonomy places the organism in Eukaryota, Viridiplantae, Streptophyta, Magnoliopsida, Brassicales, Brassicaceae. The record is from RefSeq and is marked reviewed. The transcript has 4 exons.
GCGGCGUUUCGAAAUCUUUUCCCGAUGGAGUGCGAGCGAAACGAUCAAGUGGUGGAUUGGAUAAGCAGAGAGUAUCGGAAGACGACGACGACGGGAGAUGAUGACACCUGGCGGAAGCGGGAGGUUGAGACCGUUACCGACGGCGAUGUACGCCGGAUAUUCAGGAACGGCGUCGUCUUGGGUAGCGAAGACUUCAGUUUCUGCGUCAGGGAAGAGGAUACAGAGGGAGAUGGCUGAGCUUAACAUUGAUCCACCUCCUGAUUGCUCAGCUGGUCCAAAAGGAGAUAAUCUCUACCAUUGGAUCGCCACCAUCAUUGGUCCUUCGGGAACUCCCUAUGAAGGAGGGAUCUUUUUCCUGGAUAUAAUUUUCCCAUCUGAUUAUCCAUUCAAGCCACCUAAGUUGGUGUUCAAGACUCGGAUUUACCAUUGCAAUGUUGAUACUGCGGGAGAUUUAAGUGUGAACAUUCUAAGAGAUAGUUGGAGUCCAGCCCUUACAAUCACUAAAGUCUUACAAGCCAUCAGAUCUAUCUUCUUAAAACCUGAACCCUAUAGUCCAGCUUUACCGGUGAUUGCACGGCUCUACUUGACAGAUAGAGAAAAGCAUGACGAGGUAGCCAAAGAAUGGACAUUGCGAUUUGCCAAGUGAGAUCUUCAAUACGAGGAAAAGACAACUGAUGUAUUAUAAAUACACCUAGUUCUUUGGUUAGUUAAUGGUCAUCAAUGUACAUUCAUAAAAGUGGAACCACAAUGUUAGAUGGCCAAGAAAAUUGUUUGCUCAGAUAAUAGGCAACAAUGUGAGGUAGGACCAAUCCUCAACAACUCCAAUUUAUUGAAGGUUAUACAAUUUAGUGUCAAAUCUUUUCGUCAAGGACUCGAAAACCAAAGAUCAUAUAUGGUCUGAAUAUAACUGAGGAAUUGUUUCUUUUAUAAGAAAACAAGAGCAUUUUGUUUUGAAACAAGAAUAGUAGGCCAUAACUU